Molecule: messenger RNA, 1716 nt
Organism: Entrophospora sp. SA101
Lineage: Eukaryota; Fungi; Glomeromycota; Glomeromycetes; Entrophosporales; Entrophosporaceae
Source: the annotation of a GenBank genome assembly
AUGAAAAUAUAUAAUUCUAUAUCAACAAAAACCUUUACAACGUAUGCUUUUCUAAUACUAGUAAUAAAAACAAUAAUAAUAACAACUAAUGUAUCAGCUCAAGAUACAACAUGUGAUGAUAAGAUUAGUACAAAGCUUGCUAAAACUCCAAGUCAAGCCACUUCUCACCUUGUAGGAGUUCUUCGUGAACCACUUAAUCCGAUUAGUGUAUCAGGUUCUAAUCAAUUCGAUCAAACUUAUAUAAGUUCUUUAGUUGAUAGAGCAAACAAGUCAAGUAAAAAAGUUCAUGUUCUUGCAGCAGUUGGAAAUUACGGUAAAGAUACCGCGACGUUGUGGAUUAAUAUUCGCAAUGAUCAGAAAAGCUUCACAGACCCAAUCAUAAACCAUAUUAGAACUAAUGAUAUAGAUGGAGUUGAUAUUGAAUAUCCACAAACCGAAUGUACUCUUCCCGAUCCUAGUGCUGUUAAUCUUCCAGUUUUAUUUGCAAAUGUAUUAGAACAAUUAAGAGCCCAACUUGGUGUUAAUAAAACUAUUACAGCAACUUUUGGACCAAAUGAUUAUAAAGGUAUUAAAUUAGUCGAACAAGGAGCAGCCAUUAAUGCUCUAGUAGACUGGGUGAAUGUAAUUGGUUAUCGUUUAAACAUUGGACUAUAUCCUAAACAAGUAGAAGGUCCAACUUCACCAUUUAAAGAUAAUCCUCCUCCCAAGAAAGAUGAUCCUCCUCCCAAGAAAGAUGAUCCUCCUCCCAAGAAAGAUGAUCCUCCUACUACUAAUGACCUUAUAACUUUUAAAGAAGUGACUGACGGUUGGAAAACUACUGGUAUUUUUGCAAACAAACUUGUGAUGGGCGUUGAAUUUUCAGGAAUAGUUAGAAAAGUGAAUGAUAUUGCUCCAUUGCAAGAAAAAACUCAAAAUGUAGACAUUUCCACUACAUAUCUAACAUUUCCAAAUAGUGUAGAUAUAAACAGUUGCGUUGACCUUAGUCGUAUGAAAUCUAUUUCAUGGACUAAUUUGAAACAAUAUAAAAUACUUACAGGUGAUUGUGAAUCAAAAGGUGCUGGCUGGACAAGGAUAUUCGAUAAAACUACCUUAUCAACAUAUAUCUAUAAUAAUGAGAGUACUUAUAUAUCAUAUGAAGAUCCAGAAUCUUUACUAAACAAGGUUCUUUAUGUUAUGACCGGUGAUGAAAAUGGAAAUGGAAACGCCGCCUCACUUGGUGGAAUUAUGAUUUCAGAUGUAGCAGCAGAUCUCAAGGAUGAAUUGCUUUCUAUAGUAUAUCACAUUAGAAGUAAUAAUGCUAUACCAAAAAAACCACCAUUAACAAAUUCAGCUAGUCCCACCCCAAGUGAUACCUCGAGCGCGUUAAUAGGAGUCAUUAUAGGAAGUAUAAUUGGUGCAGCCGCAAUAGUGGGUGGCGUAUUCUUAUGGUGGCAUCAUAAAAGAAGAGAACAAAUGACAUUAAACAAGUCUGUAAAUAAUAAUGAUUAUCAAAAUGUAUCUGUCCCUGUUUCAUUCAUAGACAAAGCUGUUCCAGAUACUCCAGUCAGUCGUGUUACUGCAUUGUAUGAUUUUGAAGGCAAAGAAACAACAGAUUUAAGUUUCAAAAAAGGAGAUAUUAUUGAGGUAAUAGAAAAAGGCGAUGGUGCAAAUGAUUGGUGGGUUGGUAAAAUUGGUAGUAAAAUAGGUGAAUUUCCCGGUAAUUAUGUUAGGGAAUAA